Messenger RNA from Malaya genurostris, 3594 nucleotides. RefSeq names its product RUN domain-containing protein 1. Lineage: Eukaryota; Metazoa; Arthropoda; Insecta; Diptera; Culicidae. The coding region runs from base 301 to 2382 and encodes 693 amino acids. The transcript is spliced from 4 exons. The record is from RefSeq and is a predicted model, not a curated record.
ACUUUUCAUUCUUCAUCAGGCUCAAUAUUGUCCUCGGAAAAGUUUUACAUUAUUUGAAGAAAAACUUGUUUUAUCAUUUGUUCAAACAAUAAAAACUUUAAUAUUGUAUCUUUAUCGUGAUUGAAAGGAAAACCGGAAACCGGACCAAUGGCGCCAAACUGGUGUACAUAUGGAUUUUUAUUCAAGCGAGAAAGCACGUAAUCAGAAAGCGUAGGAGUACAAAGUCCCGAAAAUAGUGUUCAACAACGGUGGACGACUUCACACACUCACGCAAUCAACUAUAAAUUGCUUUCGCAUAAAAUGUCCAUGGAAAUUGCAAUGAACGAGUACAGUGGUAUUGCAUCGGAUCCUCCGGAAGGAACGGAAGACCAACGGCGUGUAAUGAUUCUCGAUAACGAACAGCUGUUGCGAAAACCGGUUUCAGAUGAUGAAUUCGAUUUUGAUUCGGCGUUUAGUUCCGAAUCGAAUAACGUGUUGACGGACGAAAGCAUGGAAAUAGCAAUGCCGGAAUGUUCGGCGAGCGGAGCACUGGAGUGCGAUCGACUGCGGUCCCUGGAAGAUGAACACGAAACCUUAUCCUCCAAUUUAAUGGCACUAACAUCACAUUUUGCCCAGGUGCAACUGCGACUACGUCAGAUUGUUGAUGCACCUCAGCAGGAGCGAGAUCAUUUGUUGAAAAACUUGGAAGAGUUUGCGUUUUUGGGUAUUCCGGAAAUGCAACAAAAUCCAGUUAAAAAGAACAUUCCAGAACUGGUAGCCAACAUGGAUAAGGGUUCCGAAUCGGUCGAUAAACUUCGUAAAAAGCAGUAUGCUUUAAUCGAUCAAUUGAAAACUCAACUCAUUGAUUUGGAACGUUACGCUUACGAGUCCGGAACUGGCAUACUUCCGCAUACGAUUCUGCUAGAGAAACAGAAAGUGAUUAUCGAUGAAAUCAAAAACAAAAUUAAUUUAAAUUUGGACGAACUGGAUCUUCCCCAGCUGACUUCUGAGGACCUAAGGAAUCAGGUGGACACAGCACUGGAUGAACAACUAGUGAAUCCGCUGAAGAUGAAGGAACAAUUGGUGCUGCAACUUAAAACCCAAAUUCAAGACCUAGAACGAUUCAUAAAUUUUAUACAGACCAAUGAGAAAGCGGAGAUCAAAAAACGUUUUCUUCAGCAACAGGAACUAGCAAAAGCAGAAGCAGCUGGUCGUGCGGAAGCUCAAGAGCGGGCUAAACUGCGAUCACUUGCCGCCAGUCAACGUGAAAGCGAAACACAGAGGGCAACUGGGGAUACCUCUUCGAAAAAAGAAUCGCUCAACAGUAAAGCGUUCGGAUUGAUGGAUAAAGCAAGCACGAUACUGCAAAUGUUUGCCCUAUCACAGAUCAACUGUAGAAGCGACAGGAAUCAGGACGGUUUUCAACGCAAUAUGAUGAAACGGUCCAAGGAGAACUGCUGGGGUGACAUACGGGCAAAGUUGGAGAUUGACGUACAGGAAGUGGUUUCGCUGGCGAUGGAAAAACAAGAGGAUAUGCAACUUACGGAUGCGUCCAAUACGGACUAUGAGAACUGGAGAACGGACAGUUCGCGAAAAAGCUACGAACUGACAAUGAUCGUGCGGAAGCAGCUGGCAAAAACCAUUCAAGGUCUGAUGCAACAUGGACUGCGAGGAAUUUCCGAGAGUAGCGGAAGCAUUGUGCCGUUCAUUUCGGGUUGUUUUUCCGGCGGUGGUUAUCAUCAGCAGCAACAUAGUCAACCGAAAUCCAGUCAGGAACACUUCUAUCGAAGUGACACAAGCAGAAAAACCGACACCACCCGGAUGACAAAAGCAGCCACAACUCCGCCCAGACGCAAAUCUGAUUUCGUGGAAGAAGACGAACCGGCGGAACCGAACAUUUUUUCCCAACUUUAUCAGGAGGAAGAAGACGAGGAAGUGGUGCCCUACAGCGCUGAUGAAUCCGAGAUGCACGUCUGGGAGCUACUGUUGAUAUAUUACAACAUUAAGAACGGGGACCGAUACAACUCAACUCCGGCGAGAAAGCUAUCGGAGAGUUUCAAUUUGGACUUGGUUGAUGGGAGGCCACAGUCGAACAAACAGAGCUUGCUCAGUACUAUCAGUACGAUAGUUGCAUUACAUAGCCCUUACAAGAGAAGCUACAACUCGCAGUUCAAGGCUUUCAUAUGUGCGGCUUUGAACGCCCAGAAGCUAAGCCAGUGGCUUCACUUGAUCUACCAGUGCAAGGAACUGAUCAGCUCUUACUACACCAGCUGGAGUUAUGUCGCGAAUACGGGAUUCCGUGAUGCGACAAAGACGCUGGACCGUUUGACCCAGUACCAGUUUGAGUUACCGAUAGAUUUGUCCAUACGACAGUUUAAAAAUAUCAAAGAUAUAUUUAUUUAGAAUGAACCGACUCAGUUCUAAACAGUAAACCCCAUUUUUUUACGUUUCGUCUUCGACUCAUCAGUGCAUUAGCAGUUUCAAUUGAACUGGUAAUGCCACUUCGCGAUUCAACAUGAAGCGCUAAGCGAAGAAUAAGACUAUACCUUAAACUAUUGCUAACUAGAAUGACUCGUUGGAAAUUUUCCUAUGAUGGGACAGCAGUGCAACAUUCCUUUUUCCACAUUUCCAGCAAACCAGAAAUUCCCCCUUACACAUGUUUCCUGUUAGAACUAUAAAAAAUAUGCUUACUUCUCUCACAUAGUUGUUAAACAAUAGAAGAGCACGUACAAUCGAGAUUGCUGCAAUAAGAGAAAACAUUGCGACAACAUCCUCAGAAAGUAAAUUUAGGCCGCGUGCUAAUCCUAUCCAAUAUGACUAACUAUACGAUAUUUAUAUGGAAUGCCGGUGCAAUAAAAAAUUCAGCUACACUGAUAAAAAUAGGCACGAUCAAAUCAUGGGAAUUCAAACUAUUACUCAUUUUCAAUCAACUUUGAUAAUUUUUGCUAUCUGCUAUAGAGUUUUUCCAGUGUAUAAGUGCGUUUCUGCAUGGAAAAAAUAGAUUUCACAAAAACAUGAUGCAAUUGAAACCCAACUGAUUACCAAAGUGCCAUUCACGCUUAAUUCCGCAUGGUUUAAAACUUAAUUUUUUUUUUCUUUACAAUUUUAGAAUGAGUUCCGAUGAAAAUUUUUAAUGUGAUACUUGAAAAAUCACAUUUAUUUCGUGAUAUAAGUUUGAACCUAAGCUAAAACUAUGAUUUUCGUUAUUGCUCUGAUACCGAAAAAAAAAAUUGUAUUAAUUGACUAUCAAAUAUGAUGAUAUGAAAUUGUUAACGACGAUUAAAGAAAGUGUAGUUGAAUGAAACAUGAAACGAGAAUAAUUUUAAACAAGUAGGCCAGCGUAUCUAUUUUUCUCAGUGUUCCUAUCGUACUAUAGUAAUUUCGUUUCCUCGUAGACGGGAGAUUAUAUCAAGAAAAAGCAAAGGAGAAACCGAAAAAUAUCGGAGAAUGAAUAAAACAGAAAGUUAAACAAUAAAAUUAUGCAGCUUCAUGAAAGUAUUCUAGUCAAUAUAAUGUUGUUAAGCUACAGAUGUAACAUAUGAAAAGUAUUUAAUAAACAAAAUGUUUGUAAAGUUCUGUAUCAGUAUGCAGAAAUGAAAAAGAAUUAUAAUUAAA